This is a messenger RNA of Syzygium oleosum, 1584 nucleotides long. RefSeq lists its product as uncharacterized. Bases 26 to 919 code for a protein of 297 amino acids. The transcript has a single exon. Lineage: Eukaryota; Viridiplantae; Streptophyta; Magnoliopsida; Myrtales; Myrtaceae. The record is from RefSeq and is a predicted model, not a curated record. Gene Ontology annotation, molecular function: polysaccharide binding.
UGUAGUCUCUUUUCAAUCUUUUUAUAUGGCGCCUCUCCUCCACACACACACCCCAAGCAAUUCUUUACCAAUUUCUCUUUGCCCAAAGACAAACAGAAACAUGAUUACUGCUCUCAGCUCCACGAAUAUCUGUCAAGUGUUGCUGCUCGUUCUUGUUCUAUUCCAAGCGACGACUAGCAAUGCUGGAUCAAGUAAUCCGCGAUGUGUUGCUUCAUCCUGUGGCGAUAUUGGCAAUAUAAGUCAUCCGUUUCGACUGAAGAGUGAUCUAAAGGAAUGCGGUGACCCAAAGAGCGAGCUGAUUUGUGAAGAUAAUCGCACUGUUCUAUAUUUUCAUGGUGGCCGAUUCUUUGUGCGAUCUAUCGAUUAUUCCGCCCAACAAUUCAAAUUGGUCGAUGACGGGCUGCAAAAGGAUAACUGCUCAUCUCUACCCCAUCACUCUGAGGUGCUGUAUAACUUCAGGUACGACGUGGUUGGUAGCAGUACAUCAGUCAUUGUAAACUGCUCAAAGUCGGUUAGUUCUCCAUUUUACAUCUCUACCAAUUCAUGCGUUGAUGGGUCCUAUUCUUCCAACACAUCAUCAUCUUGGAAUUUGUAUGCUUUGCUCAAUCCAGAAGCGUCAGAUGUUCGGAAUUUUUGCACCAUUAGCAGGUGGACGUGGGUAUCACCUAAUUUUGGCCCUUUUGAGACGAUUAAUAUUAGUUCCUACAACUACGAGCUAAUCCAUAACAUCAUGGCCGAUGGAUUUACUCUCUACUUUGGUGGAUUUACUCCCUACUUUGGUUCUACUUCAUCGAAGGGAACUUUCUUUUGCUAUUUUGAUAUCUAUAGCAUCUGGACAGGUCAGGCUUCUUGCGAAUUCCAGGGCUACCGCUUCGGUAAGCUUCGGUUGGCAAUCAAAUUUUACGACAAUUUUGCAUGAUUCUGAACAUUCUUUUGCUUGCUACCUUCUCUUCAAAACUGGAAAAUGAAAGAUAUAUUUAAAAUCCAAGAAAAUUAUGACAAAAUUUACGUGUUAGUAUAUGGCAACAUUUGUGUAUUUGAAAGGUUUCGAGAGCUUUGCAUUACAUAUUAAAAUCAAAUUGUUGGAGUUGCAAGAUGGGCAAAAAAAAAAAAGUGACAGUAGAAGUCAUCCUAAACAGACCCAUUUGCACAUAUAAAUGUGCCUAGAUUACAAUUCCUUUCCACAUAAAAGCUAGAACUCCCUAUGCGAAAAAAAUGGUUUAUUGUGCUAGCAGCCACAUGACUAGUUUUUUUUUUUCUGUUGGCGUAGAGUUCAAAUUAUCUUAUUUUCCUAAUUAGUUCCUUAAUUAGUCACUUAUCUAAUAAUUUGAAGGACACUCGUUAGCAAAUUCCUUAAAAAGUUGUAUUCAUAUAUCAAUAAGAGGAAACAAAUUAUUGAUUAAAAUAGGAAAUCGCUAUUUCUCUAUAUUCAUUGACCGCUAACAAAGCAAAUGGAGUUACUUGUAUCAUCUAUCAUCUAUGUGAGACGAAGAAGCGUAUUAUUUCCAUUGAUUUGCAGAUGCACGCAUCCCACUUUCUCAUUUUCUUUUGCAUAAAAUUGAACUUAUACAAAGAAGUUUGCUA